UAUCUCUUAGUUUUACAAUCAACAUUUCUUUAGUUUAAGAAGAUUAAAGAAGAGGUUUAUAUAAAGUAUGGUUGGGACGGCGAAUGGAGCUGCUAGGAUACCAAGACAAGUUUUUUCGGUUGUGAAUGGUGGUAGUCAAGAUUCGGGCAUGGGGGUUGGACGGGCUAGUAGCGUUGGGUCGGAUUGUGGAGGCAUCGAGUUUACAAAAGAAGAUGUUGAAGCAUUGUUGAAGGAGAAGAUUAAGCCUAAUAAUAAGUUUAGUCUCAAGGAGAAAUGUGAUGUGAUGAAGGACUAUAUAAAAAGGCUUAGAAUGUGUAUUAAAUGGUUCCAAGAACUUGAAGGGGAUCUUUUGUUACAACAAGAAAAGAAUUGGAAGAUAGUGGAAUCAGCAGAAAAGAAAUGCAAUGAUAUGGAAAUGCUAAUGAAUGAAAAGGAGGAAGAACUGAAUUUGAUUAUAAUGGAGUUACGCAAGAAUUAUGCCGGUUUACAAGAGAAAUGUGUGAAAGAAGAAUCAGAUAAGUUGGCUGCAAUGGAAACUUUAACGAAGGAGAAGGAUGCUCGAUUGUCUGCAGAGAGAUCACAGGCAUCCAUCUUGGAAGAACUCGAAAGAGCUCAAAGAGAGAGUUCAAGUGCUAAUCAAAAGAUAAUAUCACUCAAUGAUAUGUACAAAAGAUUGCAAGAAUACAACACAAGCCUACAACAAUACAAUAGUAAGCUCCAGUCAGAGCUUAAUCAAACCAAUGAAAUCCUCAAGAAUGUGGAGAAAGAAAAGGUUGCGGUUUUGGAGAACCUCAGCAACUUAAAGGGCCACUGCACUUCUUUGCAAGAUCAGUUGACUGCUACCAAAGAAAGUAGCAAUGAGACAAUGAAGUUAAAAGAAGCAUUGGCGAGUGAAGUUGGAUGCUUACGGCUGGACCUACAACAAGUGAGAGAUGACCGUGAUCGCCAACUGUCACUAGUAGAAGAGUUGUCAGCCGAAGUGUUGAAAUAUAAGGAGUGGACUGGAAAGUCAGCAGCUGAAUUGGGUAACCUCACAACAAAGUCAAACGAACUAGAGGCAAUGUGUUCUGCCCAAAGUGAUCAAAUAAAGAAAUUGCAAGACAAACUUGCUGCCGCUGAGAAUAAACUAGAGAUGUCUGAUGUAUCAGCAUUCGAGAUAAGAACAGGAUAUGAAGAACAAAAGAGAGCUAAUUCUGAGUUACAACUUCGUUUAGCCGAGGCAGAAAUGAAGCUUGUUGAAGGAGAAUCUUUGCGCAAAAAGUUGCAUAACACAAUAUUGGAAUUGAAAGGGAAUAUAAGAGUUUUUUGUAGGGUACGACCUUUAUUGUUUGAAGAUGCUGCCGACACUGAAACAAAGACUGUUUCUUUUCCAACAACAACAGAAAAUCUUGGCCGCGGCAUUGAGUUACUGCAACAAGGGCAAAAGCAUUCUUUCACAUUUGAUAAGGUUUUUGUGCCCGAAUCGUCACAACAAGAGGUGUUUGUUGAAGUCUCACAACUUGUUCAGAGUGCUUUGGAUGGUUAUAAGGUUUGUAUCUUUGCUUAUGGUCAGACGGGUUCUGGAAAAACACAUACAAUGAUGGGUACACCUGGAAACUAUGACGAGAAAGGAUUGAUUCCACGUUCAUUAGAACAAAUAUUUGAGUCUAGGCAAACGCUUCAAAAUCAAGGGUGGAAGUAUGAAAUGCAGGUUUCAAUGUUGGAAAUAUACAAUGAGACGAUACGUGAUCUAUUGUCUGCAGCCCGGCCCUGUUCAACGGAGGCGGGUACUAAACAGUAUGCGAUCAAACAUGAUGCAAAUGGCAACACACAUGUUUCGGACCUGACUAUAGUUGACGUGCGUAGCAGUAGAGAAGUAUCAUUUCUGUUAAACCGUGCUGCACAAAGCAGGUCUGUGGGUAAGACUCAAAUGAACGAACAAUCGUCAAGAAGUCAUUUUGUGUUCACUAUGAGGAUAAUUGGUGUUAAUGAGAGCACGGAACAACAAGUGCAAGGUGUUCUUAACCUUAUUGAUCUUGCUGGUAGUGAACGUCUUUCUAAGAGUGGGUCAACUGGGGAUCGUCUUAAAGAAACUCAAGCCAUUAACAAAAGUUUGUCAUCAUUAAGUGAUGUUAUAUUUGCUUUAGCGAAAAAGGAAGAACAUGUACCUUUCAGGAACUCCAAACUUACUUAUCUUCUACAGCCUUGCUUGGGUGGGGAUUCCAAGACUUUGAUGGUUGUAAAUGUUUCACCGGCUCCUAGCUCCAUCAACGAGUCACUUUGUUCUCUUCGGUUUGCUGCAAGAGUCAACGCUUGUGAGAUUGGAACGCCUAGGAGACAAACAUCCGUCAGGCACUUGGAUGCUCGAUUAAGCUACGGCUAAUGCAUUUACCCAAAAUGAACUGUUCAAAGAGUACUUUCGUUCGUAAUUAUCAACCGGAAAUCAAUAGAGUUUCGAGUUCUAACAGUUUGGCAUUGAUGUGUAUACUGGAAAGAAUGAUCAAAGAAAUUACUAGUUAGCCAAAUGACGCGGAGUGAUGAAAUAUGAAUGAGCAUCUUUGGGAGAUCACAUAUUCACUUUGGAGAAUAGAUUUGGAUUUGUGUUUUUGUAGUUUUGUUACAAUGCAAUAACUGUUUCAUAUAAUGUUUGAAUGUUUUUUGCUGUUUAUGCAAUAACUGUUUUGUUACUAGUACUAUUACAAAGACAAA
Erigeron canadensis is the source of this 2688-nucleotide messenger RNA. Its product is annotated as kinesin-like protein KIN-14N. Gene Ontology annotation, molecular function: ATP binding; microtubule binding; microtubule motor activity. Bases 68 to 2362 code for a protein of 764 amino acids. The transcript has 15 exons. Gene Ontology annotation, biological process: microtubule-based movement. The record is from RefSeq and is a predicted model, not a curated record. NCBI's taxonomy places the organism in Eukaryota, Viridiplantae, Streptophyta, Magnoliopsida, Asterales, Asteraceae.